GAAGCACACACGCUUCGAGCAGCAGAGAUGAUGUGGAGAGAAGAUGUCAGCAGCUGCAAACUCAAGUGCAUCAGAUGGAACAGUUCCUCGAUGAUUACGGGCUGAUCUGGGUCGGGGAUGACGUCGGCGGUUCAGCUGAGCUCGAGCAGACUCACGGCUCGGAUGAAGACCUCUGGCAGAGAGGCACGCCUGAUGACAGGGGCUUCCAGAUGAACUUCGACCUCGUGCUGUGGAGGAUCAAGGAGCUGAACUUCCUCGUGGGGGAAGGAGAGACUUUUGUACAGGCGACGACAAGGGGAGCAAAACUGGCCCGAAAGGAUCCGGUUCAGCUGAGGCUCUACGGCAACGGCAUACUGAUGUUCGAUGGUCCUUUCCGCUCCUAUCAGGAGCGCAGCACCCAGCGGUGCCUGCAGGACAUCAUGGACGGCUAUUUCCCAUCGGAGCUCCGUGGCAGGUUUCCAGACGGCGUGCCUUUCCAGGUUCACGACAGGCGACACGAGACGUUUAUCCACCGACUGCCGUGGGAAACAUUUCCAGGUGAAGGGCGGCGAGUUUGUGAGGAGAGUGACAAGUCGACAAACCCUGACAGGUUUCAGCUCCCAGGGCAGAGGAGGACUACGGAUCAGCUCCUGAACAAGAUGCCAGGUCAGGUGAUAGACAUUCGAAACUCACUGAGGACAACUCUGCAGGGUUCAUCGGAUUCUCAGAUCAGCAGCUCAGAGAUUCUCAUAGACACACCAGCGCUACAAGCAACCACAGACAGAGGACAGGUGAGCGACAAACCCCCUCCUGAAUCCACCGUCACGCUCAAGGUGCGGUCAGAAAACGGGGACCGGACCUACAGAGUGAAAAUGUGGCUCUCAGAGACGCUGGGGGACCUGAGGGGCUACCUGGACCAACACAGAGGGCCAGGCGGGUCGGGUUAUGACAUCAUCAGCGCGUACCCCCGACACAGCUUCAGGAGUGGCGAKCGGACGCUGCGGUCGUGUGGACUUUCAGCCAACUCUACCCUGCUGCUGCGAGAGAGGAAGCGCACAAGUCAAUAAAAACGAYACGCUUCUGCUCUGCAGUUCUGCCAGAGUCGUGAAAUAAAACACAUUAUUAUUAUUAUCAUGAA
Austrofundulus limnaeus is the source of this 1117-nucleotide messenger RNA. It is a transcript of the gene ubxn11, whose product is annotated as UBX domain protein 11. The record is from RefSeq and is a predicted model, not a curated record. Gene Ontology annotation, molecular function: ubiquitin binding. Lineage: Eukaryota; Metazoa; Chordata; Actinopteri; Cyprinodontiformes; Rivulidae. Gene Ontology annotation, biological process: proteasome-mediated ubiquitin-dependent protein catabolic process.